AUGAAAGAUCAAUACGAUUGUUUAAAUAAAGCUCAAUUGAGCUUUGAAUAUUUGCAUACAAAUUCAACUACACAUACAUUCCUUUUUGGUGCAUUAGCUGAACUAGUUGAUAAUUCAAAAGAUGCAGAUGCAAAAAAUCUUGAUAUUUAUACAUGCAAAGAUCCAUACUUACGUGGAGGAUUUUAUCUGGCAUUUUUGGAUGAUGGUUGUGGAAUGCAUUAUGACGACGUCUUCAAUGUAAUUGUUUUUGGAAAAUCUGCCAAACUCCAUAGUCUUGUUCCGAAUCAAAUUGGUCAAUAUGGCAAUGGUUUAAAGUCCGGUGCUAUGCGUAUAUCGAAGGACUUUAUACUAUUUACAAAAAAAGAUAAUAUUGGCACAUGUUUAUUUAUUUCCCGUACGUUUCAUCACGAACAACAUAUAUCUCAAAUAAUAUGUCCGAUGCCUUGUUUUGAUUUGACUACUCAACAACCAGUUCAGAAUACUGACGAUGAUCGAAUAAAUGGUACACUUACAUAUACAUAUGAUAGUAGUAAACAUGAACUUGAAAUGCAAUUAAUUAUGAAAUAUUCACCAUUUAAAACAAUGAAUGAUCUAUUUAAACAAUUCGAUUUAAUUAAAUCGUCUAGUGGAACAUUGAUUGUUCUAUAUAAUUUAAAACUAUCGGAUAUCGGCGAACCAGAACUUGAUAUAAAAACCGAUCCAUAUGACAUAUUAAUCGAUUCAAGAAAUCGAAGAAAUUUAUUGACUGAUGAUGAUGAUAGUGAAAACUCUCGAGGAGACUAUACGUCUUUUUGUUUUAGUAUUCCUGUAGAAUAUCGUUCACUUCGUGCCUACGUUUCCAUUCUCUAUUACGAGCCACGUAUGCGUAUAACAAUUCAAGGAAGACGUGUUAUAACAAAAAAAUUAUCAUAUACAUUAUACAAACCUCGAAAGUAUCAAUUUAAAUCUACACGUUUUAAAACACGUUCUGAACAAGAAAUAAAAAAAUGUGAAAAAGAGCUUUUAUCGUUAGAAGAGCGUAUACGUGAAGUUGAUUCACAAGUUCAUCAUCUACAACAUACUAGUGUAACAACUUCGGCUGAUGAACGAAUGCGACUAAGAAAAUUACAAAUCAAUGCAACUGAAUUAAAAGAUCUUGCAAAUCGAUUAUGUAAUGGACUGGUAAAAAAACGUAUGGAAAUGAAUACAACGAAAACUUUAACGUUUAUCUUUGGAUUGAAUAUACAAAAUCGAUCAACAGAUGGUGUUUUUGUUUAUCAUUGUGGACGACUAAUUAAAAUGUAUGAAAAAGUUGGACAGCCAAAUAAAAAAAUUUUAUACUGUCGCGGUGUUGUUGGCAUUAUUGAUAUUCCUUCCGUAGUAUUGGAAACUACGCAUAAUAAACAAUCGUUUGCUGAUGAAAAAGAAUAUCAUUUUCUACUUAAAAAUAUGGGUGAAUACAUGCGACAAUAUUGGACUGAUACAGGAAUCGAACAUUAUGUUCAAGAAUUUUGGGAAACUUAUGGUUAUCGAGACGAUCAACUUGAUCGGCCGCCAUCAAAUGAUCCUGAACCAGUUAAACGUCGCCAAGUAGCGAUUCCCAUGCUUAUUCAAUGUGAUCAAUGUUUAAAAUGGCGUCGUCUACCCUUUCAUGGUAAUGUCCAACCUUUAACACAAAGUCAACUUGAAUCAUGGCGAUGUUCCGACAAUAGUGAUAUUCUUAAUAAUACAUGUAUCGACAAUGAAAAACUUGAUCUUAUACCUGAAGGAGAAUUGAAACCGAAAUCUCAAGGAACCCAUCAUGAAAAUCGUACUCGAUCACGAGCAGUUUCACCACCAGCUCGGUCUUCAAUAAAUAAUAAACGUAUCUCAAAUGCUGAAAUUUCAUCAACAACAGCGAAUAUUAAUUCAAAAAUAGCUACUCGAUUAACUGUUGCACCAACAUCAACCGCCAAGUUACAGAAUCGUAUUCUGCCUUCAUCUCGUUUAUUAUCGGCAAAAGCCAAAACUAAAAAGAAAAGAAAACGCCUUAUUAAGACACAAUCAAGUAAAUCGAAAUCUACCGCUAUUGGUGCAAUGAGCGAUGAUCAAGAUGAAAACGAAUCAUUUGCACCUGCUAUACAACAAACUCGUCAUCAAACAUCUACAUCUAUUCGACCUGCAUCAACAAAUGAAGUUUAUUUAAUUGAUGAUGAUGAUGAUGAUGAUGAUAAUACUGAAAAUAUCGAUGAUACAAACAACCGUCGCCCGCCACCGACGAUUGGUGCACACUUAUUGGCCAUGUAUCAAGGUGCCCGACGUUCUGGUAUAGUUCUAAGUGUCAAUGAUAAAUGUGGUACUUUUAAAAUGCGUUUUGAUGAAUUUCCAACGGCUGAAUUCGAUUAUUCAUUCAGUUAUAAAUCAUCAGCAUGGUCUUAUAUUGGUACUGCACCACCAUCAAUAGAUCCUACCAUAACAUCAGUUGAAACAAUUCCCAAUGAAGAAGAGCCACUAUGUAGUAUUGCGCAAAAAUUUAAAUCCUUAAUUAACUUUAUGUUACCACCUAAUUGGGAAUUGACACGAGAACAGAUUUCAUCAAUGAGUAAUGACGAUCUUAGCCAACUUGAUAUGACAGUUUUUAUGCACUCGUAUCGUGAAAAAAUGACAAAAAUUGUUGAACAACAUAAAGCUGAUGAAGUACGUUGGCGAACAUUAGCUCAGCGUUUACAAGAAGAAGCAACUAAAUUACUUAAUCUUUCUGGAAUGUCAAUUCCUACUGAUUGUUCCCUCGAAGAUUUCGAAGAACAUAUUCAACGUAACAUGAACCAAUCUGGAAAUAUAUCUUGA
Molecule: messenger RNA, 2805 nt
Organism: Rotaria socialis
Lineage: Eukaryota; Metazoa; Rotifera; Eurotatoria; Philodinida; Philodinidae
Source: the annotation of a GenBank genome assembly